UCAGGUUUUACUUCCUUUUCGAUGAAAAUAACGGAUCUUCGUAUUCGUGAAUUCCAUACUUCUUAUCUACGUAACGCGAUAGUUCCUUAUUUGCUGGCUGAUAUUGGUGAAGGAAUAAACGAAUGCGAAAUCAUACAAUGGUUUGUUAAGCCUGGAGAUCAGAUCAGCGAAUUUGAAAAAAUUUGUGAAGUGCAAUCCGACAAAGCAAGUGUAGAAAUUACAUCACGUUAUUCCGGCACUAUUAAGGAAUUACACUAUGAAGUUGGGGAAAUGGCUAAAGUUGGAAAACCAAUAGUUGACAUAGAAACUGAAAGCGCCUCGGAAAAACAUGAAGAGUUGGAAUCCGAUGAAAAUUCUGUAACUUCUACAAUAACUCAGCAUUCGGAACUUAAAACAAAUGCAUUUUCUUCAAAUAAUAAAGUUUUAUCUUUGGCAACUCCUGCUGUUCGACGUAUAGCGAAAGAACACAAAGUUGAUAUUUCCGAGAUUAAAGGUACGGGAAAAGGGGACCGCGUCACAAAGGACGAUGUGAUGAACUACAUAGCCAAGAAAACUCAAUCUGUCGGAAAACCUAUCGCAUCGUCACCACCACAGGUUCUUAAAACAUUUGAAGAUAAAAUCACACCCUUGUCAACUAUUCAGAAAUCUAUGUUCAAGUCUAUGACGCGCUCCCUUCAAAUUCCUCAUUUUGGUUAUGGUGAUGAAUUCAUAUUGGAUAAUGCUAUCGUAUUUCGUGACAUGGUCAAUGAGUACAUUGCACAAAGCGACAAAUUUUCACUCAAAAAAAUUACAUUCAUGCCAAUUCUUUUAAAGUCGUUUUCUGUAGCGUUACAAAAGUUUCCAAUUCUCAACGCUUGUCUCGUGGAUGCCGAUAGUCCAGACACCGUCAAAUUAAAAUACCGUUACGUUCACAAUAUUGGUGUUGCAAUGGACACACCCGGAGGCCUUUUAGUACCAAAUGUGAAAAAUGUGCAAACGAAAUCGAUUUUUGAUAUCGCAGCUGAUUUACAACAUUUACAAGAAGAUGGCAAAAGAAAUGCUAUCUCCCUUUCUGAUAUCCAGGAUGGAACUAUAACACUAUCUAACAUUGGCAUUAUUGGUGGAACUCAUCUUUCUCCGGUUAUUGUUUCUCAAGGAUUAUGCAUUGCCGCCAUAGGCAAAAUUCAAAGACUCCCACGGUUUGAAUCUGUUAAAGAUGAUACUACAGGGAAAACUAUUGAAAAGGUAGUCGCAAAACAUAUAAUGCCAGUAAGCUUUUCUGCGGAUCAUCGUAUAAUUGAUGGCGUUACUGUUGCGAGAUUUUCCGAGACUUGGAAAAAUUUGAUAGAAAAUCCUGCUUUAAUGCUCCUUCAAAAUUCAAGCAUAUCACAAACUUCAUACUUUUCCAGUAAAAGCCCUCUAAGUUUAUCAAAGGAAUUACGGCUUCUUCGAAACGCACAAGUUUCAAAAAAGUCAAUAUCAGAAAUUCCGGAAAAAGGGUCAACUAUACACGAAACAGUGCAAGUUGCGAAGGAGGAUGCUAAUAUUAUUGACAAAUUUCCUGAUGCCAUCGUCAAAAAAAAGCCAUUGAUUACUCGAAUUAAAGAUGAAUUGGUGCAUUAUUGGCAGGGAACAAAACUUUUAGGUUUAGAAAUUAAAAUCUCAACCAAGUUGUUAUACAAACUCUUAAAAGGUCAAAAAUUAACUCGACGAGAAUACCGACAACUUAAGAGGACUACCCAAGAUCUCGUUCGUCUAGUUCCAUUUGCGGUUUUUAUAAUUGUUCCGUUCAUGGAAUUCUUACUACCAGUAGUACUUAAAUUAUUUCCAAAUAUGCUGCCUAGCACCUUUGAAGAUAAAUUUGCAAAGGAAGAGAAAAAAAGAAAAUUACUCAAGGUCCGUUUGGAGAUGGCCAAAUUUUUGCAGGAAACAAUUGCUGAGGCUACUGUAUCCGGACAAAAUCGUAACGAGGCUGCAAAAGAAUUUACAGAGUACUUUCGUAAGAUUCGAACAACAGGAGAACAAGCUAGCACUGAAGUUUUGCUUCGAAUAGCUAAAGUGUUUGAAGAUGAACUAACGUUAGACAAUUUAUCGCGUCCUCAACUGGUUAGCAUGUGCCGUUAUAUGAACCUUAAUGCUUUCGGUACAGACAAUUUCCUGAAAUUUCAAAUAAGAAAUAGAAUGACUGCUAUUAAAGAGGAUGAUAAAAUGAUAAUGGCUGAAGGUGUUGAUUCAUUAACCAUUCCAGAACUUCAACAUGCAUGCCAGUCACGUGGUAUUCGUACUAUAGGUGUUUCUCCGGCGCGGUUACGUAGUGAACUUCAACAAUGGCUUGACCUUCACCUAAACCACAAAGUUCCUUCUACUCUUUUAAUUCUCUCACGCGCUUUCAGUUUAGCUGAUCGGCCAGAGUUAACAAAUCAAGCAGAGGCACUACAAGCUACUUUAUCUAGUUUACCAGAUAACCUUAUUAAUGAAGCAGAAUUGCAAUUUUCUGAAGAUAAGGGAACUGCCACCUAUAAACAAAAGCUCGAAGUCAUUGAGGAACAAGAAGAGCUGAUUGCUGAUGAAAAGGCUCAAGAAGAGAAAGAGGAAGCAGCAAGACGCGCUCAAAAAGAAGCAGAGGAAGCGGUAAAACGCGCCCAAAAGGCAGCAGAAGAAGCUGCCAAAGAGGCAACGGCGGCUCUUAGCGAACAAGUGCAAAGUGAAAUUCAAGCUCCUGAAGAGGAAGAUGUUCGCAUGACUGAACAGCAACUUCAAGAACUACGUGCCGCACUAUCAAUCCUUUCUUCUAAGUCAGCUGUUUUAGAAGAAAGGGAAGCAUUAAAUGAAAUUAAGGAGGACCGAGCGGAAUAUAAGGAGGAUAUGCAAGGGUUAAAGGAAACUGGUAAGCAUAAAGAAUCCGCCGUAUCAAAUCGUCUUGGAUCACGCUUAGAAAAAAUGAUCCGACGAAUUGACAAGGAAUUGGAACAGUAUGACACUGAAGUUGGUUCGAAAUUAAAUCUAAUUCAAGCAAACGAGAGCGGGCAAAUAAGUGUUAAUGAUUUAGCAGAAGCACUUAGAAUUAUUAAGCACACACCUGGCGAUAAUGAAAGGAUUAAAAAGAUUGUGAAAAAAUUGGACGCAGAUGGUGAUGGAUUAGUAUUUUUAGAUCAUAUUUAUGAAUUAUGCUCCGAAGGAGAGGGCUUGGGAGUAUUGGUAGAAAAAAAGCCAGAGUCUCAAGAAGAAAAAGUUCCGAAACCCAAAAAAGAGGACAUUAUACAAACAUAA
This is a messenger RNA of Racocetra persica, 3249 nucleotides long. The record is from the annotation of a GenBank genome assembly. Lineage: Eukaryota; Fungi; Glomeromycota; Glomeromycetes; Diversisporales; Gigasporaceae.